This is a messenger RNA of Didymodactylos carnosus, 1710 nucleotides long. The record is from the annotation of a GenBank genome assembly. Lineage: Eukaryota; Metazoa; Rotifera; Eurotatoria; Philodinida; Philodinidae.
GUAAGCCUACUACUGCUACUUUUUUACAAUUAAUGCAGAGGUGUGUGAUAGAAAUAGUGAUAGGUAGAAAGAACCAAAGCAGAUUUACACGCUAUAAACUAAAUUCUCACAUCAUAUAGUCGGUGUGGCUAAGCAUCUCAAUUUAUGCACGGCGGGGAAGGUCCUGUUAAAGAUGGAAAAGUUCAAGGCAACUCACUCUACAUCGGGUACCUCCGCUAGUUCUCUAUAAACUCACAGUAGUUUUAAUUUUCACUGACAUAUCUUGAGCCCUGAAUAACACAUUUUCUCAAUGUGGUGCCUUUCUCGUUAAAAGUAGAGUUUUAUCAUAAGUAUUUUGUGAAAACUUUCCUAAGUCUUAUCCGUUUUCCGAAGGAAAAGGAAGUUUGAGGUAUAAAGUUAUAUACGAGGAUUUUUGUGGUUUGCAGAGAGUUUUUUGUAAGUAGCUGUAAACUUUCGGAGUGAAAUUGCGAUUGGCCAAUUUCAAUAUAAAUUUGGUAUUUACAGUUCCUGAAUGGACUAGUAACAGACAGUGCAUUAUUGAUCUGAUGUUGUUGGACACAAGUUUUAAAAAUGAUUACGAUAUUUUAUUAGAUGUUCUAUGUUAUAGUCCAACAGUUCAAUAGGAAGUUUUUACAUUUUUGCUUCGUAGAAGCAAUGCUGAAAGCUUCUUUUACUAUUAAGGGGUUUAUAAGAAAUUUUGGACAGUAGAUGGAUCGGUACAGUUUUGAGCAGGCGGCAUUCUCUUCUAUUUCGUUUUCAAAAAAGUUUUCUCCUCAGAUUUGCAGCCAAAAACUAAAGAAAAAAAGAGUCGUUACAAGAGCUUUUUCGGCGACGCUUCACAUUUUUACAUUUUUUCUCACUUAAACUCAAUUACAAAUUAUAUGUUCUCAAUUAUAUUUUCUAUGUUCUUUGACGUUCAAACUUUGCUCUUUCCAACGGAAAAAUAAAUUAAAUCGCCAACUUAUCAGGAACACGCAGAAACAAUGCUUCAUAUUUUUGCAUAGACUUUUGCAUUACAUGUUAUAUUAUUCAUUUGGUAUUUAGGAAGAUGAACAACUGAAUAAAAAACGCCAAUUAAUUUCACUUCAUACUGUAUUUGAUAAAUUAAAGACAAAAGAUUCAAUUGAGUAUACAACUUAUCAACAGUUAAUGGAAUCUAUAAAAGCAAAUAUUACAGAUGAAAUCGUACAAGUUUAUUGGAAAACUCUCGGUGAUAAACAAGACAAUAACAUAAAUAUUGAUCAGUUGAAUGAACUAAUCUUUAACUUAAAUUUUUCCAUUCAGCAACGUAAAUCAACCGAGCCUUGGCUUCAACAAACAUUUCCAAAUUUUUAUAAUUCUAAACCGAGUCAAAUUCUUAUUAUGUGUGUCAAUACAAUGCUUUUUCGUAUGAUAAUUAAUUUAUUAAUUGUUGGUAAUGCCGUUUGUUUGGCUGUUAGUUAUAAUAAACUAGAAUGGUUUUUUCUAUCGGCAUUUGGCGUUGAAGUCUUGUUAAAAAUGUAUGCCAUGGGUUCAAAAAAUUAUUUUCAACAAAAAUGGAAUAUAUUUGAUUUUUUAAUUGUUACUGUGUCAAUAACAUAUUCAAUAUUUACAUCAGCAAUCCAUGGACUUGAAUUAAAUACCGAUCUACUAGAUGCUAUACUCGUUAUUCGAGUUUUAAGAUUAGUUAAACUCGUGGGAAAUAUUGAAAGUUCUGUAAAGAAAUUAUAG